AUGACGUCCCCCAGCCCCACCAUCAUCACCACCACCACCGCAUCCCUCCUCCCGCCCGCCUCGACCGCGACAGGCUCCCCCGCCGGGCCCGUGAAGCCGACCGAGUGCAGCCUCCUCGGCCCGUUCGCCAUCUUCGUGCAGCUCGCCCUCGGCGCCCUGGCCCUGCUCUCGCUCGUCUACAAGCGCUGGCGCGAGCGCCCGCAGCGGCCCGUCAAGAUCUGGUUCUUCGACGCCUCCAAGCAGGUCUUUGGCAGCGUGCUGGUCCAUGGCGCCAACGUCUUCAUGUCGCUGCUGACCAGCGGCAAGUUCAGCAUCGAGGUCGACGCCGGCGCCGUCGCUGCCGGCGGGGUGGUCAGGCGCAUGGUGGGGGAGCUGAUGGGCAGGGGCGAGGAGGAGGUCUAUGUGCCGAAUCCGUGCUCGUUUUAUUUAUUAAAUUUGGGGAUUGAUACUACCAUCGGCAUACCCAUCCUCAUCGUCAUCGUGCGCGUUUUGACUCGCCUCGUGGCCCACACCCCCCUCGGCAACCCGCCCGAAUCGAUCCAGAGCGGCAACUAUGGCACCCCGCCAAACGCCUGGUGGUGGCUCAAGCAGAGUCUCAUCUACUUCUGCGGCCUCAUGGGCAUGAAGGUCGUCGUGCUCAUCAUGUUUAUGGCGUUCCCCUGGCUGCCGCACGUGGGCGACUGGGCCCUGGGCUGGACCGAGGGCAACGAGAAGCUACAGAUUGUCUUCGUUAUGAUGCUGUUCCCGCUCAUCAUGAACGCCCUGCAGUACUACAUCAUUGAUUCCUACAUCAAGAAACAGGACGCCGUCGCCGUCGACGGUGAGGCCGCCACAGGCACGGGCGGACCGAUCGCUUACGAAGAGCUGGCGAUAUCCGAGAGCGACGAUAGCGACGACGACGACGAGGAUGCGAGUAAACUCGUCAACGCCGAGAGGAGCUCGCAUGUGCGGAUGGAGAGACAGGAUUCCGUCGCGGACCGGCCCAGCCGGGAUGGCGAGUAUGAUCCGGCGGUGGAUGGCGACAGCCCGACGGUCAUCGGCAGCAGCUCGAGCCACAUCUCGGACGCAGGGGCGCUACCUAAGCCGUUGCUUCCUGCCGAGUAA
Molecule: messenger RNA, 1104 nt
Organism: Chaetomium fimeti
Lineage: Eukaryota; Fungi; Ascomycota; Sordariomycetes; Sordariales; Chaetomiaceae
Product: vacuolar membrane protein-domain-containing protein
Exons: 2
Coding region: 1-1104 (367 amino acids)
Cellular component (GO): membrane
Source: RefSeq, a predicted model, not a curated record